Molecule: messenger RNA, 2487 nt
Organism: Microcebus murinus (gray mouse lemur)
Lineage: Eukaryota; Metazoa; Chordata; Mammalia; Primates; Cheirogaleidae
Source: RefSeq, a predicted model, not a curated record
UCUGGAGGACCGCGGAGAUGAUGCAGGCAUAGGAGGCAAUAAUGAGGACCAGAGCUCCAUUGAUGACAACAACGCCUUCCGUGUGAAUCAUCAGGGUGUUGAGGAGAAGCUGAAAUACGAUUGCCUCUCAUCACUGUCCACCGGUAUAAGAAGUGGGAAGAAAAAUCUGGGUCCAGUUGUUAAGAGAAAACAAAAAGGACAGCCAUCUCCAGAGGAUGAUUUCUGGGUCACCUAAGUCUGCUUACUCAUCAUACCUCCCCAACUGGUUGAAACUCUCCGGAGUCCUUUAGUUAUUUUCUCUAACUCCUGGAAAAUUUCCCUGAAAGGAAUGACUCUUGACUAUGUAAAUCAUUCGUACUUUUUUGUGGAUAGGUUUCAAUGAGGGAAAGUGAGAGAGCCCACAAAGAUACAGUGUUAUUCAGGAUGGUGUAGGGAAGAUACUCUAUGAAGGGAGGAAAAAGGCAAAAGAAGAAGACUUACGGGGUCAAAGACAAACUUGACGGUAUUCACCAUGUGCAAAGAAUUUUGAGAAAGAUAGUCCUCCCUCCCAAAAUUACUGAAAGCCUGUCUAGGAAUUGUCCAAGGCUCAGAAACUGCCGUAUGCUGGUGUGGAGCCCUCCAAGUGCCUUACCGUGGACCCUCGGCUGGACUGGAGUGGGCCAGGCCUGGUGCUCCCACCCGCUUUCAGGCAGCAUGUGUCACCAUGUCUUGUUUUGACAGCAGCACAGAGCAGACCUCUCAGGGAAGACAGAGGAGGUGGCCCAACACAGCAGAAAGGAGAGCAUCAGGAAGCAGUUGAGGGUAGAGCACCAGAUUCCCAGUGGUUGGUGCUUCUGCUUUUUGGGACAGGAGGACAUGUCUGGGAAAGGUGCUGGAGGCUGAAGUUUUAUCAGGCACUUCUGCUUGGAUUCCACUGUUCUCACCAGCAUGGAGUCCCAGGUCUGCUUCAAGAGGUUCUGAAAUUAAGACAAUUGACACAAAAAGUGGUCUUCAGAAGCAGCUCUUUAGUUUGGAGUUCUGGACUGGUUCACUUGCUACCAGAUGGUAAAAUGGGUACCACAGCUUGUGAUUUCAACAUCAGGCCCUUGUGAGGGCCAUGGAUUUGGGAAGGGAGGACCACAUACCAUGGGCAAACACAUGAGGUUGACAGGCUGUCCCACGACUAGUACAGCAGCCAAUGUGUCCAAAUGGAGGAUGCCAAGACUUGCUAGAUUCUCAUGAUUUGUGUUAGGAAAUCAGAGCAUGUUAAAUAACAAAACUUGCAUGUAACUGGGCUCACAUCAAUGGAAAGAAUCAACCAAACCAGCAGUGUCUCUGAAUUUAUUCUCCUGGGACUCUCCUCCCGGCCUGAGGACCAAAAGCCACUCUUUGUCCUGUUCCUCACUGUGUACCUGGUCACGCUAACGGGGAACCUGCUCAUUAUCUUGGCCAUCUGCUCUGACCCCCAGCUCCAGACCCCCAUGUAUUUCUUCUUGAGUUUUCUGUCUUUCACUGACAUUUGCUUCACAACAACUGUUGUCCCCAAGAUGCUGAUGAACUUCCUGUCAGAGAAGAAGACUAUCUCCUAUGAAGGGUGUCUGACACAGAUGUAUUUUCUCUACGCCUUUGGCAACACUGACAGCUGCCUGCUGGCAGUCAUGGCCUUUGAUCGCUAUGUGGCUAUCUGUGACCCCUUCCACUAUGUCACCACGAUGAGCCACCACCGCUGUGUUCUCCUGGUGGCCUUCUCUUGCUCAUUUCCUCACCUUCACUCACUCCUGCACACACUUCUGCUGAAUCUUCUCAUCUUCUGUGACUCCAAUGUUAUUCACCACUUUCUCUGUGACCUCAACCCUCUGCUGAAAUUGUCCUGUUCUUCUAUAUUUGUCAAUGAAAUUGUGAUUAUGACAGAAGUGCCUAUUGUUUUAGUGACUCCCUUUCUAUGCAUUGUUUUCUCCUAUGCAAGAAUCUUCGUAACGGUUCUCAAGAUUCCCUCUGCCACUGGGAAACGCAAAGCCUUCUCUACCUGUGGUUCUCACCUUACCGUGGUAACACUCUUUUAUGGAAGCAUCUUCUACGUCUACUUACAGCCCCUGUCCACCUACACCAUCAAGGACCACAUGGCAACAAUUGUCUAUACAGUUUUGUCAUCCAUGCUAAACCCUUUUAUCUACAGCCUGAGAAACAAAGACCUGAAACAAGGCCUGAGGAAGGUCAUGGGCAAGAGGAGGUCCUAGACAGCAUGCUCUUAAACCCACAAGUGCAAAUGUGCCCCACUCAGAACUGGUUUCUACUGGCUCUUGGCAAACAACCAAGAUGUAGGAGGUUAGCAGUUUUGCCCCAUGUGAGACAAGGCUAUCGUGGGCACUUGCAUCCAUUGAUGACAGCCCACCAAGUGGCCCAGCAUCUGCUUAAAUCACAAUACUCUUCCUCUCCAUUCUUCCUCCUUCCUAGGAAGAUUCAUUUCUCUACUUUCUCAUCUUGCAAAUACUGCUUUAAACUAAUCCU